Cicer arietinum (chickpea) is the source of this 455-nucleotide messenger RNA. RefSeq lists its product as uncharacterized. The record is from RefSeq and is a predicted model, not a curated record. Lineage: Eukaryota; Viridiplantae; Streptophyta; Magnoliopsida; Fabales; Fabaceae.
AUGGAUCCAAAUAAUUCAAAAGAACUCAAUAAAUUCUUUUGGGAGUUGAUAGAAGAUGAAUUUGUGGACAACACCGAUGAGGAACUAUUGAUGUCAAUGUUUGAAAGGCAACAACAAUCCAAUAGUUCUACUAGGCAUAUGCGAAGAAGAACAGUGAUACAUCGAAACCGUGAAGAAGGACAUACUCGAUUGUACAACGACUACUUCUCUGAAAAUCCAAUAUACACAAGUGCUCAAUUCCGACGAAGGUUUCGAAUGCAUAGACAUGUGUUUCUUCGAAUCGUAACUACACUUGGAAAUCAUGAUGAGUAUUUUCAAAUGAAGGUCGAUGCAACUGGUAAAACGGGUCUUUCGCCAUUGCAGAAGUGCACUGCUGCUAUUCGUAUAUUGGCAUAUGGAUCUCCUAGUGAUAGUGUAGAUGAAUAUGUUCGAAUUGGCGAAAACACUGCAAUUGA